GCCUUCUGUCAUUUCAUCAGACAAUAGAAUUGCAAAAUGCGGUGCCGUUGCACCAUAACUGCGCGGCCGAAAACGUUUUGUUUUAUCUGCCCCGUCACGGGGUACCACGCCAAAGUCGUGUUUUAGGGAGAGAGUUCACCACCAGUGUGGUGAGUGAUCCGCGGGUGUAUCGAACAUGAAAGAACGCUGGGGCAGGCCACGCACCGUUUGCUUCCCUUGCAGCCUAAAUGAUAACUGCGGGACAUGUCUAGAUGGCCGGACUGCGAAAAAGGGUGUUAGGACCUCGGAGCGAUCAGUGUAGCGUGACUUGGUAUGACCAGCACGGGCUCAGUCUCGAGCCUCAUCUUCAUCUGCAGCCUGUCCUUUGGGAGCGUUUUUGGUGGGAAGCACUGCGCGCGGUAUCACUUGCAGUCGUUAUUGUCAUAUUCCGGUGAACAUGGAAAGAAGGCCGCUAGAGUGAUGUUGGCGUUCAGAAUGAGCACCGGAGACUCGACUUGUGCAAUUGCAGUGGGGAUUUCGAGUGGCUGGCCAGGCUAUCUGUCGCUGGCAGGGUGACUUG
Molecule: messenger RNA, 559 nt
Organism: Serpula lacrymans var. lacrymans S7.9
Lineage: Eukaryota; Fungi; Basidiomycota; Agaricomycetes; Boletales; Serpulaceae
Exons: 2
Coding region: 313-555 (80 amino acids)
Source: RefSeq, a predicted model, not a curated record